Molecule: messenger RNA, 1760 nt
Organism: Kogia breviceps (pygmy sperm whale)
Lineage: Eukaryota; Metazoa; Chordata; Mammalia; Artiodactyla; Physeteridae
Gene: TNFSF10
Product: TNF superfamily member 10
Biological process (GO): immune response
Cellular component (GO): membrane
Molecular function (GO): tumor necrosis factor receptor binding
Source: RefSeq, a predicted model, not a curated record
CUGCUGCCUCGUUCACUCUGUGGCAGUCAGACGCUGACAGGACCAUGGCUCUGAUGCAGGCUCCAGUGGGCCCCAGCCCUGGGCAGACCUGCGCACUGAUCCUGAUCUUCACAGUGCUCCUGCAGGCCCUCUGUGUGGCUGUGACUUACGUGUACUUCACCAAUGAGCUGAAGCAGAUGCGGGACAAGUACUCCAAAAGUGGCAUAGCUUGCUUCUUAAAGGAUGAUGACAAUUUUUGGGAUGCCAGUGAUGACGAGAGUAUGAUCAGCCCCUGCUGGCAUGUAAAGUGGCAACUCCAUCAGUUUGUUAGAAAGAUCAUUUUGAGAACCUAUGAGGAAACCAUUCCUUCAAUUUCAGAAAAGCAACAAAAUAUUCCUCGCCUAGAAAGAGAAAAAGGUCCUCAGAGGGUGGCUGCUCACAUAACUGGGACCAAUCGGAAAAGCACAUUCUCAGUUCUAAGCUCCAAGAAUCAAAAAGCUUUGGGCCAGAAAAUAAAUUCCUGGGAGUCAUCAAGAAAAGGACAUUCAUUCUUGAAUAAUUUGCACUUGAGGAAUGGAGAGCUGGUUAUCCACCAAACAGGGUUUUAUUACAUCUAUUCCCAAACAUACUUUCGAUUUCAGGAAACUGAGGAGGUUUUGGGAACAGUUUCAACAGAAGAGAACAGAAAGAAAAACAAACAAAUGGUACAAUAUAUUUACAAAUGCACGAGCUAUCCUGACCCCAUACUGCUGAUGAAAAGUGCUAGAAAUAGUUGUUGGUCUAAAGAUUCAGAAUAUGGACUCUAUUCCAUCUAUCAAGGUGGAAUAUUUGAGCUUAAGGAAAAUGAUCGAAUUUUUGUCUCUGUAACUAAUGAGCAAUUGAUUGACAUGGACCAAGAAGCCAGUUUUUUCGGGGCCUUUUUAAUUGGCUAAAUGAUCUGCAAAGAAAAAACAGUGCCCCCAGAGAGACUUUUCACUUUUCAGAGCGAUAUACUGUGAAAAGACUGCAAAAGAGCUGACAAAAUAAGGCAGCCGGAGCAGAGCAGCCACAAUCACAAGACUCUACAGCACAAGCUUUUUUGGUAUCUCUGAAAAGUGACCAACUUAUUCCAAGAAAGAGAAACUGACAAAAGACCUUCUGGGACUCUACCUGAUAUCAGCUUGCUAGCAGAAAUCUAGAAGGUUCUCAGUUUACAAACAUUUGUGUAGCAAUUAACAUCUUCUGCCUUAACCGUCUACUCUUGUGAAGAUACCAGAAGACUGAAAGGUCAUGGUCAGGGUAUGCAGUGUGCCAGGGGAGUUGGUGCAGUGUGGGGCCUUGUGGGAGUUGUCCUGUACCUUUGUACUCUUGGAAGUAAGAAAAUUCCAUUCGAAAUCGUAUCAUUUCACUAAACAAAUUAAAGUUAUGUUUAGUGAACAAGGAACUAUUUUCGGUUGGCCAAAAAGUUCGUUCGGGUUUUAUGUAGUCAUAUAAAAACCCGAACGAACUUUUUGGCCACCGUGAUAUUUCUGAGUGGCUUGUGUUUUUCACUCCCCAAAGUCAGGCUGACCGAAAGUACUGAAGAUAUUUUUGAUAGAAGACUCUAAAAUGAAUGAUAAGAUAAUCAGAAAUCAGGAAUUUGGCCCCUUGUGAGCAGGAGAACUCGGAAAGUGGGAAAAAAAAAAAAAAGAACUGUUUGAUAAUGUAACUUAGGGAUGGGCAAGAAUUAAUUAUGACUCUAUAUUUUUAUACUAAAAUUUUAAAAUAUGUUUCUUUUUCAAUAAAAAUGACAUGUUAAAAUA